UGCUUUACGGUAAUUGACGGUCCAGGUUUGAACUAGUUGGUAAAUUAAAGGAAAGCGGCGUGCCGGUGUUUCACGGACGCGCUUCGUGUUCAAAGCAGGGUUGAGAGAGAGAGAGAGGCGCGUCGUUUGUUUUCUGAGCUCCGAGUUCAUUCAGAAUGGAUCUCUCAGUGAGACUGGCGAUCAUUUUGGGUUUAGUUCUGCUGCCGUUGCCACGGAAACCCGUCCUCUCUGAAGUCAUUGUCGACCGUCUGGUCAUGUUGGCGUUCGGGGAUUGGUCUCGCCACAGCACUUCCCUCUGGCUAAAGCCCGCCUUCUGCCUCUUUGAGGAGUGGCUGGGAGAAGCUGUCGAUAAAACGCUGGCCAAUCGGGAGACCGCCUUCAUUCAAGUGGAGGUCAGGAGAGACGAUGACAACUCAACCUAUAAGAUGCCCACCCGCUUCUCCGUUCCAAACUGUGACCCCCUUUUUUCUGAACCCCAAAACGUGCAAGUGUUUGCCUACCAGCUGGGUCCGGAUAUUACCUGCAUCAACGACAGCUGUGUGGUGCAGGUGCUGCCAGACAGCAAGUACUGGGUGCGCUACGCUUUGUACAACGAAGGCCUGGAACUCGUAGCAGCGACUAACUGGUCUGAGCCUCUCCUAACUAAAGGAGAGCCGGAAGAUCACCGCUCCUUGAACAAGCCCUUCGGUCGUUCAGGGGGGAUGGUGGUCAUCACUGUGAUUCUCAGCGUUGCUAUGUGCGUGCUGCUUGUCGCUAUGACCGUUGCCUUGGUGAUGGCUCGCAAGUGAGGCUGGCAAUCCCACGAGUCUCUGCUUUGUAAUCUGAUCAUUAUUAUUGACAGCUCUCCAUCCUGAACUGAAUGCUUAACCCUUGCAAUAGCUGAGCUGUAGUUAAAUCUGUGGGGAAAAUCUGCAACGUGUUUUUCGCUGCCUCGUUACUUUUCUGAACUCCGGGGGUACACCCAAGAUCUGUGUAACGAAGAGCUAUUCAAGUACAGCCCACAAGGUGGCGAUAAAGAGCCAGCAAUGCUGCCUGUGCAGCAACGAGAGCUUUAUCCCUGCUGACACAGACCUGAAUUAAACGAAAGGUUAUUUCGACUCCAAAGACGUGUUUUGUAACAGCUAUGGACAUCAUUUUGUUUUAAUACAGACCACAGAUAUCUCUCUAGCUCUCAAUAAAUCUUCAGGGUAAUUUAGUCCAGGGGAGAGUUUUCCAAAAUUAAACUACUGAAUUUAAACUGUCAAUGUAUUUCUCUGUGCUUAAAUAAAGAUGCGUUUUUUUU
Messenger RNA from Acipenser ruthenus (sterlet), 1282 nucleotides. RefSeq lists its product as uncharacterized. The transcript is spliced from 5 exons. The record is from RefSeq and is a predicted model, not a curated record. The coding region runs from base 156 to 788 and encodes 210 amino acids. Lineage: Eukaryota; Metazoa; Chordata; Actinopteri; Acipenseriformes; Acipenseridae.